AGUGUUGUCAGUACUGUACUCAAGCCGCGUAAACGUCAUCCAUGGCUGGACAUCUUCGUCGUAAUAAAAAUAUGUUUGUUACACAGAAGAUAAAUUAACUUUUUUUUUUUUCCUAAUUGCCUAUGGAAAAAAAAUAUUGAGAAAAAAAAAAUUGUAAAUAAUCUACAAAUAGAAAUUUGUAUUAUUUAUCAAACAAUUAAAUGUUUUGAGAAACAUUAAUUUGAAAUUUUAAAAAAAAAAUGCCAACAUUAAAUGAGGACGAAGCCAUGGAAUAUGAAAUUGUCGAUGCUGAAGCAAUAAAAAUGAAAGCAAACAUACAACCAACUAAUGCAGGUGCAACAAUGAUGACAUUUGGUAAUGGAAUGGUAAAAGUACCAAAUUUUAUAAUGACAAAUAUUAAAAAUAUGACAAAUACAACAAAAGUGCCAAAUACAUUUCAAAAUUUGGCAACAACAUCAAAUGCACCAAAAAUGAUACCAUUUAUUAGUAAGCAAAAUUUAAGUGCCGCAAGAAUUUUACAAAAUCCAAAACAAUCAACAUCAAUUCCAACAACAGUGAAAGGUGUUACAAUUAAACAGGAAAUUAAUCCAUCACCUGUACAAGAAUCACCACAAUGGUUAAAUUCACCUUUAAAAAAAUAUGUGGCAAAAAAACGUGUACCAAUGACCGAAUCAACAUCAUCAUCAUCAUCAUCAUUAUCACCAUCAAAAUCAUUGAAUGUCGAAGAUCAUGCUUACGUGAGUAAAUAUCAAAGUCCAAUUAUUACAAUGAAGAGACUUAAUGUACAACAGAAUAAAAUUAAAUCAUCAAAAGUUGCUGAACGUACAUGUCGAUUGUGUCUUCAAAUGAAAGAAUUAUUGACGCCUUUAAUUUGCGGCAAUCGCGCAAAACCACAGUUCAAUAUUUUUUUAAAGGAAUGCUGCUCGAUUCAGGUAACCUCGGAGGAUCCAAUGCCAAAAUCUGUGUGCGAUGAUUGUAUAAAAAAAUUACAAUCGGCAUGGGAUUUCAGGAAUCUUUGUCAAAAAUCUGAUAAUGAAUUACGGAAAUUUUAUAAAUUGCCACAAAAAAUUUAUUCCCAACCACGAGAAGAUGAUUUUACCGAAAAAAUUGAUAAAGCAAUUCAAGUUGAAAGUCACGAUCGUUUGAAAAGAAAGGAACUUCGUGAAUUGGCAAAAAAGCCAAUAAAACAAGAAGUUGAAGAAGCUGUGGAGGAAGUGAAUGAGCUUUAUGAGCAAGAGGAGGAACAAAUAUUACAAGAACAUCCCGAAGAAUUGUUAAUCGAAGCACUUCAAAAAGAGCAGAAUCGUGCAAUAAAAGUUGAUUACACUGAGGAAGCUGAGGAGGGUGAUUUAAAUAAUGAAGAGAAAGAAGAAAACGAUGAUAAUGAUGAAAAUGCAGUUUCAUAUUUUUUCGAAUCAUUCGCCCAAGAAAUAGAAAAUGAAAUAAAUAAUUCAGACACUGAACAACAACAACAAGAACAACAAGAAGAACAAAUGAUUGAAUUAAAGGAAGAUAUAUCCGAUGCACCGGAAACAACUGAAGUAAUUGAAAAUAUCGAAAAUAUUCAAGAGGAAACAAAAAAACGUUCAACGAAACGUAAGAAAAAAUCACAAAAUGAUGAGAAAGAAAAAUAUCUUUGUCAUAUGUGUCCACGUGUUUUUACAUCAAAAGCAUUUCUCGAGAGACAUUCCAAUUUUCAUCUUGCUGAAAAAAAUCAUACAUGCGAAACAUGUAGUAAAGUAUUUAAAACUGAGGAGAAAUUAAAGACACACAUGAGGAUACACGAUAAAACAAAACGUUUUGAAUGUGAAGUUUGUGGUUUAAAAUAUGUUUAUGAAUAUUUGUUGAAUUCACAUUUACGUUUACAUGGCAAAGGAAAACCAUUAAGUACAGAGAAACAUUUUUUGUGUGAAGUUUGUAGUAAAACAUUUGCCUCACAAUCAGGUUUGAAACAUCAUCAAAAACUUCAUAUGGACUUGAAACCAUAUAAAUGUCGUUUUUGUGAGAAAACAUUUACAAUGCCAAUUUAUCGUAAGAAACAUGAAUUGAGACAUUCAGAAACAAGACGAUAUAGUUGUCAUUUAUGUCCAGCGACUUAUCAUUCAACAAAUGGUCUUACAAAUCAUUUAUUAUUGCAUACAGGCGAAGCACAUUAUCAUUGCAAAACAUGUGGUAAAUCAUUUAGACGUCGUAAAUAUUUGAAUGAACAUAUGUUCACGCACACCGGUGAGAAACCAUAUAUUUGUAAAAUGUGUGGCAUUGGCUAUGGGAAUUCGGGUAGUUUGUUUGCUCAUCAAAAACGUUGUCGAGCACAAUUUGCCGAGGAUGUGACGAGAAAUGUUGUCGAGGAAGUUGUUGAAGCUGAAACAAUGAUUGAAGAAUAUUUCGAAGGCGAGGAGGAAGAAGAGGAACAAGAAGAAGGAGGAGAACAAGAAGAGGAGGAUGAGGAGGCGGAGCAGAUUAUAUGAAAAUAAGUUGUUCAGUUAUUUUAGUGACGUAAGUGUAACUUUAAAUUUACACUUAUUUUUUUUUUCCAAUUUAGUAAUAGUUUUAAUUGCUAAAUAUUCUAAUUAAGGCUCAUUUACAUAUUUCUGCAGAAUUGUCUGAUAUUUAAUAAAAAAUAAAUGCUUUAAUAAA
Messenger RNA from Leptopilina boulardi, 2637 nucleotides. RefSeq names its product putative zinc finger protein 286B. Gene Ontology annotation, cellular component: nucleus. Gene Ontology annotation, molecular function: zinc ion binding. The coding region runs from base 240 to 2468 and encodes 742 amino acids. The record is from RefSeq and is a predicted model, not a curated record. NCBI's taxonomy places the organism in Eukaryota, Metazoa, Arthropoda, Insecta, Hymenoptera, Figitidae. The transcript has 4 exons.